Molecule: messenger RNA, 1525 nt
Organism: Trachymyrmex cornetzi
Lineage: Eukaryota; Metazoa; Arthropoda; Insecta; Hymenoptera; Formicidae
Exons: 4
Coding region: 207-905 (232 amino acids)
Source: RefSeq, a predicted model, not a curated record
UCUAGAAAGUAUCAUUGGUCAUUGGUCUUCUUUUUUUAAUUUUCAACGUCAUCUUAAAUGAUUUCAAACAAAAUUCGCUCCAUGAUCAACUGAUUGAUCAACAUAUUCACAAAACUGAGCUAAGUUGCAUAUUUAACAAUUAAACAACAAAUCUUUCACGAUAUCUAAAAAGAAAAAAAAAUAGCAGGACUAACAGUAACCCCAAAAUGUCUCCCAUAAAGAAACACCGUAACAUGUCAAAUCAUCAGGAAAUGAAGCAUCGUCGUCGCAAACCUAAUAUUCCCGAAUUAGUCUACAAGUUCCUUAUUGCGAAUGAAGCUUUUGAUGGUAAUGAACAUUGUCUUGUAAACAAGUGCCGUUGUGAUCAAGGGAAACAUCAUAAAGUCACAGACCCUAUUUCAACCAUCGGCGAAAGCAUAGGCUGCAGAAUAAGACAAAGAUGGCGCAAAGACAUUGGCAGGAUUUCGAAAUUGCACAAUAUCAAUCAGUGUCCUAUCUCCAAAAAUCGGCCAAUUUUAUAUUUACAAAAAUGCAUGGAUAGAAAACAUGGUACGAAAGAGGCAGAAAAGUAUAUGAAAAAGGCGUUGAACUUUGGUGUCGAGUCUGGCUACCUUAUCCCUUCUGAUCCUACUUACAGAAUUGUACACGUGUCCUCAGACUUAAUGAAAAGCGAUUCGCGAAGAAACAAGGUCAGCAUUUGCGAUAUGAUUAUCUCUAAGAAUCAUGAUAUUCCGACGAAGUUCCAAAGCGAAGAUUUCCAAAAGCAAAAGAGGACUCAAAGAAGGCAAGAAAGAUAUAGACGAGAUCAAAGAUUAAGAAGCGCUUCGAGGACACGCCAUAAAAGCAAAAGGAAGAAGAGAAGGAGAUCUUGUAGUGGAAGAUGUAAUAGAUACGAUAGCCGGUAGAGUACCGAAGAGGUUACCAAUGAUGAGACAGACGAUUACGAGAUGAAUGAGAACGAUCCAAAGAGCAAUAUUCACAUGGAUGAUGUAAAAAAAAAAUCAAAGACCAUUUGAUCGAAUCAACUUAACGAAGAACAAUCCAUGAAGAAAGUUAAAGAUGAUUUGGAUUUAUCGAUGGACGAGAAUGAAACUAAUCAUGAAAUUGAGAAAAAAAAUAUUAACAUUAUUAAAUCAUAAUUUCUCAAAGUUGAACAUAAUUGCAAUUUAGUAAAGAAUUAGAGAACACGGAAUUUCAGAAAUGAAAUUCAAAAUUCAGAGAUGAAAAAGAACCCAAGUAACAUAACAAGUCACGAUAACAUCAAAAUGACGUCAGAAAGACCAAAAACAUUUCUUCUAAUAAUUACAAAAAAGGCGAAAUACACUUUCAAAGCUAAUAAUAAACUUUACGUUUUCCAGUUUGCUUUUAAAUUAACCCUUCGUGGUCACACUUCAAAAAAGCCACACAAUGGUUACUCUGGGUUGAAGUGACCCGAAACAUUUUUAAAGUGUUACCAAAUUAAUAGUAUCAGUUCCAAUAACUUCCAAAAAUUACAGUAUGUAGUUUCAAUCUUUAAGAAAAUGAA